Anopheles gambiae (African malaria mosquito) is the source of this 2869-nucleotide messenger RNA. Its product is annotated as leucine-rich repeat and transmembrane domain-containing protein 2. Gene Ontology annotation, cellular component: plasma membrane. The coding region runs from base 860 to 2347 and encodes 495 amino acids. Gene Ontology annotation, molecular function: protein binding. The record is from RefSeq and is a predicted model, not a curated record. NCBI's taxonomy places the organism in Eukaryota, Metazoa, Arthropoda, Insecta, Diptera, Culicidae. The transcript is spliced from 4 exons.
UCCAAAACAAAUAAUUGUCGCCCAGGUUUUUAUCGCCCUGGGAGCGCGUAAAACUUCUAUGCUAGCAUGUGCAAUGAAGUUGGUUGGUAGCAAAAGUCAUGUAGCCAAUUGGUUCCGAGACUGCCUUUGAACCAGAACGAAAGUACCAGCAGCACCAGAACCCAGUGCCCAGUAGUAUCGUACCCAGCAGGGCAACAUUAUGCCACAAGCAUGCUGAUGCAUGCCUCGGUCGAAUAGCUGGCUCAGCCAAACAUGUCGUGUAGCAGAUUCGUUCCAGCCGUUGCAUAGAACAAACACCCAAACCCUGAACUAAUUACGGUGCCACUGGGAGCCGAGCACUGUAUCGCACUUGUCGCCUGGAAAACAUUCUCACGCUCCCAGAGCCUGCGGUCCAAUUUGUUCUUACACAGGCACGCAACGCACAACAGCCCCCAAAACAGUAGAGCAGCGCCAGACGAACUAGCAACUAUGCAUAUGUGGAUCGCGUACGAACGACGCAUACGGUUGUUGUGCGCAAAAUAGCAUGUUGCCCGAUUUGUUCCGGCGCAAAAGACGAAACGCACACUUCUCCCCCUGGCAAUCGAUGGCCGAAACGGCCGAGCAUGGGCGAGCGCGAGCGCGAUAAGAUAAAUGCAGCGUCGGCUGUGCGAUAAGAGCAUUCCCGGAGGCCAGCUCAUGCAUCUGAUACCAGCGGAACUGUUUGGAGUAGGAGCGGGGGGGGGGGGAGCAAUAGGGGGGACACAGGUGCUGCAAACCAUGAGGGAUGCGAAGGGUUUAUGUGCUCCGCGUUUAAAUAGCACUGCCAGCGGCAACCACGGCAGUAGUAUUGGUUUGCAUCGCGCCCGAGGGAGCACAUACGAUGAGAGCAUCAAGAAUCAUAAUAAUAUUGCUGGCGAGCUUCGGUGCGGUCGCGCCGGAACUGUACGAGGACGCGGCGACGCUCUGCGACAGGUGCGCGUGCGUGAUCGCGAACCGGACCAGCGCGGUGCACGCGUACGAUCUGCUGGACUGUUCGCGCAAGGGGCUGACGCACAUGAUCGGGGGCUGGCCGGCCCGGUUCGACACUGUCGAGCCGGAGCGCGAGAUCGUCCUGUCGCUGUCCGGGAACAACCUGACCCGGCUGGAGCAGCUGCCCGCGACCAACACGACGCUGGUGUUCAGCUGCCGCCACUGCAACCUGGGCAGCGUGGCGGGCGGGCUGUUCCUCGACACCGCCAACGUGCUGCGGGUCGACCUCAGCCACAACCGGCUGACGGGCGAUGCGCUGACGGCGGCCGUGUUCCGCGGCCAGUACGUCGGCGAGGACAGCCCGCUGCUGCUGCAGCUGGACGAGCUCGAUCUGGGCGCGAACGCGAUCGCCCACCUGCAGGAGGACGCGUUCGAGCACAUCGUGAGCCUGCGGGAGCUGUCCCUUGCCCGCAACCCGCUCGGCCGGCUGGCGGGCGGUACGGCGCGCGCCCUCGCCCAGCUCGUCAACCUGGAGCAUCUCGACCUGUCGUACGCCGAGCUGACCGAGCUGGACGAGAGCGUGUUCGGCGGGAUGCGGUCGCUCCACGAGCUCAACCUGCGGGGCAACCGGCUCGGCGCGGUACCGGAGGCGCUCUAUCCGCUCGCCGCGCUGCACACGCUCAACCUGGCGGAAAACCCGAUCGAGGUGCUGAGCUUCGCCCAGCCACUCGACUAUCUGUUUGAGCUGAACGUGAGCAGCAUGCCGGUGCUGCACACCGUCGAGGUGGACUCGUUUGCUCACGUGCGCAUGCUGCGCACGCUGCUCGCGCGCAACAACACGCCGCUGGAGGUGUUCGACAUGACCAUACUGCACCAUCUGACCGAUCUGCGUGAGCUCGACCUGUCGCAGUCGAAGCUGAAGCAUCUGCACCCACCGACCGGCAGUGUGGCCCUGCCGCCCGCCGCCUACCUGAACGUGCUCGAGAUACUGCUGCUGCACGAGAACCCGUGGCACUGCGACUGUGCGCUGCAGAAGGUGCUCCGCUACAUCCACUUCUUCUCCCACUCGGACUACGAGGAGGAGGACGAUACGCGCUGCGAAACGCCCCACGGGCUGGCCGCGAUGCACCUGGUCGAGCUGUACUACAUCGACGUGUGCGACCAGCCGGAGGAGGGCCCGGCUGGACCGACGUACGAAAAGCCGGCCUUCCUGCGCCCGGGCGCCAUCUUUCUCUCCCUGCUGUCGGUCGGCAUCGUCGUCGGGCUCGGCAUCAUCAUCGGGCUGGUGAUCGUGUGUCUCAAGCGCCGGCUGGCGGCCCAGGGGCUCGGCUUUACCUCCGCGCCGGUCCGCUACACCUCGGUGCGCGAAAGCACCACGUCCACCGUUUUUCAGCCGUAGAGCGUGGUGGCUUGUGGACUGUGAGUCGGCGGGAAAAAGGGAGAGACUGCAAAACGUUCCUUACACUAGGGCUGGUAGAGUAAACCGCGGUUGAACAUCAAAAUUCCACAUUUAAGCAAGUUUAGUGCGUAGUGUCGUUUUAGUAAAUAGUGCAUAUCGCAUCGUAGGGCAAUGGUAGUGAAGUUGUUUGGAAACUGGGGCAGACAUUUUCUCGACACACUGCCGUAAGGUCAGUGGUUAGGGCAAUUACCUCGCGCUGAAGUGGACCAGAAACAGCGACAGGAUGUGCCGGACGGUGGAAACCCCCCUUCGCCAGCUGAUCGCCCCAACACUUCACUGCUGCCGACAUAACCUAUAAGUUAAGCUGCCAGCGUCUCGAGCCAGGCAUUCGAAUCAUUUGCACUUUUAGGAUAGUUUUUCUUAAUGUAACCUUUUUGCAUUACUUUUUUCAUUGUCCAAUUUUCAUUUACAAUUUUAACGUCUAAUUUAAAAUAAAAAUGUGAAAAAAUGUUGUACAACAAA